AUGUUUCAUACAUUUGAGGGUUUCGAGAACCCAACGGCAGCAACUCCUGCCCGCAACCGGGCAACGAGUGAACGGCGUGAGUCGAUCAGUCGCCGCGUGACAACGCUACGUGCUUGCACAUCUUGUCGCCAUCGCAAGAUCAAAUGUGAUGGCGAGAAGCCCUGUGAGGCUUGUCGAUGGUACAAAAAGUCCGAGCAGUGCCACUAUUCAGACCCGCGGCCUUCGCGGAGACACGUUGAAAAACUAUCUACAACCUUAGAGGAAUAUAGAAGUAUCCUCGAGAAACUCUUCCCCAACUAUUCUCCAGAUUCCCUGGCCAAUCUGUCUCGAGAGAAACUUCUCGAGCUCACGACUGUAACGGGGCCAGGCCCGAGUCACUCUCAUCAUGCCGAAUCACCGGCUACGUCGGCCUCAGUAGAGGCCCAUGUUUCACCCUUAUCAAACGACGAUGAUAAUCUCGAGUCUCUGCAGAGCAUGCCCGAGGAACUGCCAGAUAGCCGCAAUGCUAGCUCCACAGAUCUAGUCGAAGGCGUCUCCGACGACGUUAACGCGCUUUCUCUUUCAACCAGACAGCCUUCCUCCUAUCUGGGCGUUUCAUCCAUCCAGGCUGCAAUUAAAGUUAUCGUCUGGCUAGACCCAGGCUGUGCCUCUUACUUUUCGCGAACACCGCCCAUUGUGCAAGAGGCAUCUGGCUGGCCCCAUCAUACUCCUAUUACACCCCCACAGCCGACCAUCCCGCCGUCAGAGAUGCAAAUGCUUGACGCUUAUUUCCUUUAUUUCCAAGCCUUUGCUCCAAUGAUCGACGAGCGAUCUUUCCGAGAGGCGUACUGUGCUGGUCGUCGGAGAGAUGACCACUGGCUUGCUCUAUUGAACAUUGUUCUUGCCCUGGGUAGCAUCGCCGCCACAAGCCCUGAUGAUUUGACGCACCAGACAUAUUUUCUGAGAUGCAAGAACCACCUCAGCAUCAGUUCCCUGGGAAGCUCUCACAUUGAAACUAUCCAGGCACUCGGCCUCAUUGGAGGCUGGUACUGCCAUUAUAUCAGUCAACCGAACCUCGCAUACUCCCUCAUGGGAGCCGCACUACGCAUGGCAGCAGCCUUGGGCUUGCACAAAGAGUUUGCCGAAACUCGCCAACUUCCAAGCCCGGCCAAGAUCGCCUCAAUGGACUUGAAGCGCCGCGUGUGGUGGUCCCUUUUCUGCAUGGACACAUGGGCUGGCAUGACCCUGGGCCGGCCAAGCAUGGGUCGAUUCGGUUCAACCAUUACAGUCAAACCUCCCCACUGCCGAGACAAGGAAAACGUCCUUGGCAUUCUUCCCCUCGUCGAAAACAUCCGCUUUGCCAAGAUUGCGACGCAAGUGCAGGAAUUCCUGGCUGCAGCACCCCUAGUCAAGCACCAAGAAAUGGCUCACGCAGACGCCCAACUCCUUGAUUGGUGGGAUAAUCUCCCCGCCAUCCUCAAAGAUCACGAGCCCUGUUCCGAAUCCAUCAAUACUGUCCGCACUGUCAUGCGGUGGCGGUACUAUAACCAGCGCAUGCUACUAUACCGACCCACACUGUUCAGCUAUGCCAUGCGCCGCGUGCCUUACAUCGCCCUGCGGCUGGAGGAGCGCACAGCCAUCGAGAAGUGUCGCGAGGUGGCGCAGCAGUCUAUUCAGAAUAUCGCUGCCACUGCUCAGCUCAACCAGCUUUGUGGUUGGAAUGCUGUCUGGUGGACCUUCCAGGCCUCCAUGGUUCCGCUGGUCGGGCUAUUCCUUAAUGAUCCUACUGUCGAUGACCCGCGUGCCUCGGUUGAGUCCUGCCAGGCGCAGGUGGAGACGGCCAUGAUGACUCUUGCUCGCAUGCAGUCAUUUGGACAUACGGCGAAGAGGUCGCUGGACGCUAUCUCGCGAAUAUACGAGGCGAGUAAGCGGGGCCAUGUCGCUGACCCCGACAGUGCUGGUCUUCUCUCCGGCUCUUUUCCCGCUGGUCGGGAUAUGCCGGCUAUGUUUUCGCCCGCGGAGCCUGCGCGUACUACGAUGCCCAUGACUGACAGUGGAUUCCUUGACCCACUCAGCACCCCCUUUGAAAACGAUUCGGGGGCCAGUAUCUAUGGGAGUAUCUGA
Messenger RNA from Penicillium nucicola, 2103 nucleotides. RefSeq lists its product as uncharacterized. Gene Ontology annotation, molecular function: RNA polymerase II cis-regulatory region sequence-specific DNA binding; zinc ion binding; DNA-binding transcription factor activity, RNA polymerase II-specific. NCBI's taxonomy places the organism in Eukaryota, Fungi, Ascomycota, Eurotiomycetes, Eurotiales, Aspergillaceae. The transcript has 3 exons. Gene Ontology annotation, biological process: positive regulation of transcription from RNA polymerase II promoter by galactose; DNA-templated transcription. Gene Ontology annotation, cellular component: nucleus. Bases 1 to 2103 code for a protein of 700 amino acids. The record is from RefSeq and is a predicted model, not a curated record.